Funneliformis geosporum is the source of this 459-nucleotide messenger RNA. The record is from the annotation of a GenBank genome assembly. NCBI's taxonomy places the organism in Eukaryota, Fungi, Glomeromycota, Glomeromycetes, Glomerales, Glomeraceae.
AUGUCCAUAGUUGAAGAAUUAUCAAAACUAAUCGACUCUUCCACGACCAGAAUUAGGCCUAUAAAUAGGUCGCGGUCCGAAAUUGAAGAAGAUCUAAUAUCAUUAGGGAUUGCAAGAGAUGAUGAUUUACAAGCUGUCGCUGCUUUAAUUUCAUCUUCAUCACCUAAGUUAAAUACUAUUACUGGUUCAAUUCUGGAUGGUAACAACAAUACAUUCCUUGAAGAAGUUGAUAGUGAUAUAUAUGCUGAAGGUGAUGGUCGUUUCCAAUACCUUGGACAAUCGUUCACUAAAGGUGCCCCAGUUCUUAUUAGUGAUUCUUCAUCAGGGCGCUAUACAGCGAAAUUUGUUUCUGCUACGGAUUCUGAGGUUGUAAUACAGCGUCCUGAUGGUUCAAAAACACGAUUACAAAUGAAUUUAUUGAAAGAAAGAAAAUAUCAAAUACAUUUAAAGGAAUCAUAG